Neltuma alba is the source of this 2275-nucleotide messenger RNA. Its product is annotated as outer envelope protein 64, mitochondrial-like. The record is from RefSeq and is a predicted model, not a curated record. The transcript has 13 exons. Gene Ontology annotation, molecular function: protein binding. Lineage: Eukaryota; Viridiplantae; Streptophyta; Magnoliopsida; Fabales; Fabaceae. The coding region runs from base 120 to 1937 and encodes 605 amino acids.
GUCAGCGUUGUCACAUACCUUCCUUUUUCCUAAACCCUCCCAAAACCCUCGAAUAUCUCUGAACGUUUUCUAAUAUUUCCUUCUUAUACACACUUCCUUGGUCUCUCUCUGUUUCGAUCAUGUCCAGAUCAUUAAAACUUAUUAAGGAGAAUGCUUCCAACCCGAAACUCUGGUUAGUCAUCGGAAUCGGUGUUGCCGGGAUCGUGGUUCUGGCGGAGACGCAGAGGAGACGACGAAAGGUGAAGACUUUGAAGGAGGGUUUUGGUGCUUUUGUUGAGCGUUUUGAGCUACUGCCUUUCCCUCAGCCUCCUCCUCCUGCAGCCAAGCAAGCGCUUUCUGGACUAACAUUUGCCAUAGCCGACAUUUUUGAUGUGAAGGACUAUGUGACGGGGUUUGGAAAUCCUGACUGGAAGAAGACGCAUGAGGCGGCGGAGAAGACUGCCAUGGUGGUGACUGCGCUGUUGAAGAGCGGGGCUACUUGUGUCGGGAAGACUGUUAUGGAUGAAUUGUCUUUUGGAAUUUCGGGUGAGAACAAGCACUAUGGAACUCCAACAAAUCCUCAGAUGCCAUCGUGUAUUCCAGGGGGUUCUUCGAGUGGUUCAGCAGUUGCAGUUGCUGCUGGGCUUGUUGACUUCUCCAUUGGUACUGAUACUACUGGAGGUGUACGAAUACCAGCAUCCUUUUGUAGUAUUCUUGGAUUUCGUCCAUCUCAUGGGGCUGUAUCCACAGUUGGGGUUCUUCCACAUGCACAAAGCUUGGACACUGUUGGAUGGUUUGCCCGUGAUCCAUCUGUACUAUGUCAUGUUGGAGAUGUUCUACUUAAGUUAAACUCGGUGGAGCCUAGAAGAGCAAGGCGUAUUAUAUUUGCAGAUGAUCUCUUUCAAUUGUCUAAAGUUCCUAUGCAGAAGACAGUAUAUGCAAUUAGCAAAGCGAUUGAGAAUUUGUCCGGGUAUCAGUCAUCAAAGCACAUGAAUCUUUGUCAGUAUAUUGCUUCUAAUGUACCCAGUCUAAAAGGGUAUUGUCAACAAUCAACCCGCGAACAAAAUGGAGUACUCUUAUUGAAAGCUCUUGCUUCUGUCAUGUUUUCGUUACAAGGAUAUGAGUUCAAAACAAAUCAUGAAGAGUGGAUUGAAUCAGUCAAACCCCGGUUAGGUUGUGAUGUGUGUGAUCAUGUUAGGGCAGCCACUGGUGCCACGUAUGAUAACAUAAAAAUAUUGUACAAAGUUAAGAAUGAGAUGCGAGGUGCUUUUCAAAGUUUAUUGAAGGACGAUGGAAUACUAGUUAUUCCCACUGUUGCAGACAGUCCUUUAAAGCUUGAUACAAAGAAAAGGUUUUCUUCUGAGUUUUAUGACAGAACUUUCGCAUUGUCAAGCAUUUCUAGUAUGUCUGGAUGUUGUCAGGUUACAAUUCCAUUAGGAUAUUCCAAUGAUUGCUCUGUUUCUGUCUCAUUCGUCUCUUUCCAUGGAGCUGAUAAAUUUCUUCUUAAUACGGUCUUGGAUAUGCAUGCAACUCUUCAACAGCAAGUUAGUGAUGUAUCCUCCUGUUCUUUGUCGUUCUCAGAUAUGAAUGGUAGCAUGGAAACUUCAGAACUUCUGAAGGAGAAGGGAAAUGCAGCAUUUAAGGGAAGGCAAUGGAAUAAGGCAGUUAAUUACUAUACUGAAGCUAUCAAGCUGAAUGGAUUGAAUGCAACUUACUAUUCCAAUCGAGCAGCUGCUUACUUAAAGUUGGGAUGCUUUCAGGAAGCAGAAGACGACUGCAAUAAAGCUAUACUACAUGAUAAGAAGAAUGUGAAGGCAUAUCUGAGACGUGGAACUGCUAGAGAAUCACAACUACGAUAUAAAGAGGCUUUAGAAGAUUUCAAGCAUGCUCUGGUUCUUGAACCACAGAACAAGACUGCAAGCGAUGCUGAGAAAAGAAUCAGAAAAUCGAUGAGUUGAAUUUGGCUCUCUUAGAAAACAUUUCCCCUUGACUUCCCUCCCUGCUGGAGAGAAUGUCAAUGGCUGCUGGAAAAUGAGACUUUGGAUUCUUUUCAUUACUGUCUAUCUUCGAAGUGCAGGUGACUUGAAGAGGACGGAGUAGACGUGCCUAUGUUGAUUAGGUGCUGCAAAUUUUGGUCCUUUUAUGUGUAUAUUUUAUUUUAUUUUUUGGUUAUAUAAUAAGUUUGUAUAUUUGCGACUUUCGAUAUACUUUUACUUUGUGUCAUUGGGGGAAUGACUAGCUUUGUACAAGAAUUAUAAACCCUGUUAAUUCGUUGACUGCAAGAAUUUCAUGUUUA